AUGCUGGCCUUCCCCACCGUCUGGGCCUGCUGUUGCUGGCUGACGCUCUUCACCCCGCUGUCGACGCCCAUUGCCGAACUUUUCAUGGGCCAAGGUGAGGCCUUUGCUAUCUAUUCUUUCAUGGUGAUUCUCUUCAUGCUGGUAUCUGUGGAGGCCAUGAAGCAAGGAGAAGGCGUAGAGAUUGACGAGCCUUCGUCACCUUCGUCACGGACGUCCCAGGUUUCUUUGCGCCAGAGCAUCAUCCAGACCCUGCAGAAGUUUGGGCCGCAGAAAUACUUUGCCGUGCCUCCGUUCGGAUGUUGCUUCAGGCCGUGUGUUCAACCGCACCACAUCACAGCAAAGCAGUUGCUCUGGGUCUCCAGACUCGUGCGGCAAUAUGUGGUCAUGCAGGUUUUCGUGAAUGCCUACUUCAUGUGGGCGCGAUUCACAUUGGAUCCAUACUGGGAGGUUGAUGCUGUGGCGGAUCCCCUCUUGAAAGUGUCAGGCAUGGUCGCCAUGUAUGGCCUUUUUGUGAUGUAUGCGGCGACGCACGAGUUGCUGCAUCGCUGGAACACCACCAGGAAAUUCAUUUCUGUCAAGGCCAUGGUCGCUCUGAGCAUUCUGCAGCAAAAGCUUCUUGGGCUCCUGGUGCCACUGCUGGCAGAGGAGAAGAACUGUUGGGUGGAUCCGGAGCACCCCGAAGAGACGGAGCGCCUCGUGCAUUUCUGGGUCACUUUCGCCACCUUGCUGGAGACAGUUGUAAUGUCGCGGCUCAUC
Symbiodinium necroappetens is the source of this 756-nucleotide messenger RNA. Lineage: Eukaryota; Dinophyceae; Suessiales; Symbiodiniaceae. The record is from the annotation of a GenBank genome assembly.